This is a messenger RNA of Myripristis murdjan (pinecone soldierfish), 3082 nucleotides long. RefSeq names its product phosphate regulating endopeptidase homolog, X-linked (gene phex). Gene Ontology annotation, biological process: protein processing. Gene Ontology annotation, cellular component: plasma membrane. NCBI's taxonomy places the organism in Eukaryota, Metazoa, Chordata, Actinopteri, Holocentriformes, Holocentridae. The transcript is spliced from 22 exons. The coding region runs from base 1 to 2238 and encodes 745 amino acids. Gene Ontology annotation, molecular function: metalloendopeptidase activity. The record is from RefSeq and is a predicted model, not a curated record.
AUGGAGUUAGAGCGUUUAGGCGGCGGCGGGGUUAAAUCGGAGCGGGGCAGCACUCGUCUCUACAGGAUAGCCCUAGCCAUGUGUGUGUGUCUCUGCGCUGCCCUGCUGCUCGCACUCAUACUGGUCUCUCAAAGAAGCAAUCAGGAGGAGUUCUGCUUGACCCCAGAAUGCAUUGAGGCAGCGGGGUCCAUUCUGAGUAAAAUUGAUCAGUCCAUCCACCCCUGUGAGGAUUUCUAUGGCUUCUCCUGUGGAGGUUGGCUCAAGGAGAACCCCAUCCCUGAGGAUUCGUCCUCAUACGGCAUCUACCCCUGGCUACGGCAACAUGUCGACAUCCGACUCAAAGAGUUACUGGAAGCCCCUUCAGAUCCCGACGAGCUGGAGGCAGUGACCAAGGCUAAGAUCCUGUACCGCUCCUGCAUGAACGAGACUUUGCUGGAGCAGGUGGACGUCAAACCUAUGCUGAGAACGCUCAAGCAGCUGGAGUUUCGGUGGCCCGUCCUGGGGGAGGGGCUUGGCGGGGCGUGGCAGUGGUCGCCGGCGCAGUGGAACCUGCUGAAGACGCUGGCCGAGAUGAGGAACCAGCACAGCAAGAGCGUCCUGAUCCGCCUGUACGUCUCCCCCGACGACAAAAACUCCUCCCACUACAUCAUCAAGCUGGACCAGGCCUCGCUGUCUCUCUCCUCCAGGGAAGACUACAUCACCAACACUUCCGCCGCCCAGGCCUACCGCGCUGCCUUGCUGAGUUUGAUGGUGGAUGUGGCCGUCAUGCUGGGAGCUCCAGAGAAGGCAGCGCUGACCCAGAUGGAAGAGGCUCUGGCCUUUGAGAUCAAACUGGCACAUAUUGUGAUCCCCUACGAAAACCGCACGAGUGAGAACAUGUACAACAAAUACACCCUGUCUCGCCUGCAGCGCUUCAUACCACAGUUCGACUGGCUGGGCUUUGUGAGAACGGUGGUGGAGUCCAAAGGCGACCCAGCUCUGUCCAUCUCCUCCUCCGAGCCCGUCAUCGUCCGAGCGCCGCAGUACUUCAAGGAACUGUUCAAACUCAUUAACUCCACAGACCCCAGGACGGUAGCUAAUUACGUACAGUGGAGGACAGUUUUCUCCAGGAUCACCACCCUCAGUCGUCGUUUCCUCUACAGAUACCUUGACUUUGCACGGGUGACCACAGGGAUGACCUCUCUGACCCCGCGCUGGGAUAAGUGUGUUAACUACGUCGAGAACACGCUCGUUUACGCCACCGGGCGCCUCUUUGUCAACACACACUUCCAGGAGGACAAGAAAAAUAUGAUGGAGGAGCUGAUAGAGGGAGUUCGCUGGGCAUUUAUCGACAUGCUGGAGAAAGAGAACGACUGGAUGGAUGAACCAACUAAGAGGAGAGCCACAGAGAAGGCUCACGUUGUCCUGGCUAAAGUGGGCUACCCCGAGUUCAUUCUGAAUGACACCUACCUUAAUGAGGAUUUAUCACAGGUAAUGUUCAAUGAGAAGGACUACUACGGGAACGUGAUGCAGACUCUACAGUUCAUCGCCAAAUCUGACGUGGCGUGGCUCAGGAAGAUGGUGCCGCGUACAGAGUGGUUCACAAACCCCACAACAGUCAACGCUUUCUACAGUUCCUCUACAAAUCAAAUCAGAUUCCCUGCAGGAGAGCUUCAAAAGCCCUUCUUCUGGGGAACAGAGUAUCCAAGGUCCCUGAGUUAUGGAGCCAUCGGGGUGAUAGUCGGACACGAGCUGACGCACGGUUUUGACAACAACGGACGCAAGUACGACAAGAACGGUAACCUGGACCAGUGGUGGAGCAACUCGUCCAUCACAGCCUUCAAUGAGAAGACCAAGUGUAUGAUCGAGCAGUACAACGGUUACCACUGGGACGAGGCCGGGCUGAAUGUGCGAGGGAAGAGGACGCUGGCAGAAAACAUCGCAGACAACGGAGGAAUAAGAGAAGCUUUUCGGGCCUACAGGCGAUGGAUAGAUGAAAGCAGGGGUGGCGUGGAGGAACCUCUGCUUCCUGGAGUUGGACUCACCAACAACCAACUAUUCUUCUUAAGCUACGCACAUGUGAGGUGUAACUCAUACCGACCAGAGGCAGCCAGGGAACAGAUUCAGAGUGGAGCCCACAGUCCACCAAAAUACAGAGUUGUCGGAGCGAUGAGUAACUACGAAGAGUUUAGCAAAGCGUUCGGCUGCCCAGCGCCGUCAGUCAUGAACCGGGGGGCGGAGUCUUGCCGGGUGUGGUGACCUAUGACCUCAGCUCGACCGCCGACCUGGCCACACCUACUGUAUCGGCAGGGCUUGUGUCGAAACGCUGCCGUGAAACGCUGAUAAAGCUGGACCAUAUCGUCUAUAUGUUACGGGAACAAUGUUAAAAAAAAAAAAAAUGAAAUGAAAUGAAAUGUUUUUCUCACAGAAACAUGUAGACUGUAUAUUAUGGGAAGCUGUGCUGGUCAAAGCCAUUUUUAAGGGACUAUACUGCAUAUUAUAUGGCAACAGUGGAAAAAAUGUAACUGCAGAAAUUAUGACUGAAUCUUUCAGGACCAUUUAGUCUCCAGAUUAUGGUAAUAAUCUAUAAAAGGAAAUGACUGGAGCCUUUCUUAUGGGUAAAUAUAGCCUGUAUGUUAUGGUAAAGGGAUAAUGACCAGCACCUUUUUUUUUUACAUGAACAUAUAGUCUAUAUUUUACGGUAACAGUGAGGCAUAUUGGGUGACUGGAGCUUAUGUUACAGCAUCAGUGGAAAAAAAAAAAAGCAGAAAAUGACAGAAAGCUUUCCUACAUGAAUAUAUAGUCUAUGUUAUGAUAACUGUGGGGGGAAAAUCAAAAGCAAAUGGAGCAGAAACAUUAAGUUUAUAUGUUUCUGUAAUUGCAGGAAGCAUAAAUGAUGUUAAAACGUCCAGUUCAGUUUGUCUGAAUACACCAGCAGCCUCGCUACUGAAUUCCUCAAUCCCUAAAACCAAUGUUAAAUCAUGUUUUAGUGUUAGUGUGUCUGUGUGUGUGUGUGUGUGUGUGUGUGUGUUUAUGGGCAAAACAUGCAAAGUAGAAUGACAAAAAAAAAAAAAAAAGUGAAGUAUUUUAAUUUCAUAUGAAG